UUUUCACCCUGAGGUUUCACCAAGAAAAUGCAGUUUUUAUAAUGGUACAAUUUGGAUUAUCAUUGAUAAGGAUUUAUGUGUUUUAUGUGUUGUAAUUCACAUAAUGGUGACACAUGUGAUUGUGAAAAUUCUGAAAAAUUAGAAUUUUCAUGAUAGGACAAAAUGUCAGCUCAAUCAUUUUCUUCUCUAUGGAUUGGUUCAUUGGAAAAAUUAGUAAUGUAGUUGUCACUUGAAAAGGAGACCUCACCUACUUGAUCUUUGUCACAUGCUGUAUGAUGAAUUUUGCAUACGCAACUCAACUUCAACCUCAUUUACCCUAAUGUACAAUUCCUCUUAUCAGUCCUCCUCAUGGCCUGUUAGAAGUUUACAACUGAAAUGGGUGCUUUGCAGGUUGUUCAACUAUGGUGUUGGGAUCCAUUUGCUUGAAUCAGAUAGAGUCUUAUCAAAGAAAGGUAAAAUAAAUCCAAAAGAUAACCACAUUUCCUUCCAAUGCUCAGACAUGGAUCUUGUUGUUAAAAAACUAGAGGAGAAGAACAUUGAGUAUGUGACAGCAGUUGUGGAAGAAGGUGGCAUUACAGUUGAUCAGCUCUUCUUCCAUGACCCAGAUGGCUACAUGGUUGAGAUCUGUAAUUGUCAAAAUCUCCCAGUUCUUCCCCUUUCUUCAUGCCCUUUCAAGCUACCUAAAGCCAAUGGAAGCCUUACAUCAUCACCAACAUAUUAUGGGAAGAGAAGCUGGGAGAUGGCUUGUUCCGGAGGUGUUGCGUCUCUGAUGAUGGAUAACUUGGUGGUGGACAUGAUGGACAUUUCGAUCUAAGGGAUUGGAAGGGUGACCAAUGCAAGUUUUGAUUCAGUACUCUGAAAAAAUUGUUUUGUAUACAUUUGUGUAAAGAAAUAAUGUGAGAAAAAUUGAAGUGGUGGGGUUAGCUUUUGGUUUUGUUUGUUAAGGAGUUUCUCAAGUUCCAUUGAAACAGUAUGCUUCUUAAAUUUGUUUGAUCUGUGUCUA
Messenger RNA from Hevea brasiliensis (rubber tree), 1003 nucleotides. RefSeq lists its product as uncharacterized. The transcript is spliced from 2 exons. The coding region runs from base 266 to 814 and encodes 182 amino acids. The record is from RefSeq and is a predicted model, not a curated record. NCBI's taxonomy places the organism in Eukaryota, Viridiplantae, Streptophyta, Magnoliopsida, Malpighiales, Euphorbiaceae.